Prunus dulcis (almond) is the source of this 1674-nucleotide messenger RNA. RefSeq names its product MDIS1-interacting receptor like kinase 2-like. Gene Ontology annotation, biological process: protein phosphorylation. The record is from RefSeq and is a predicted model, not a curated record. The transcript has 5 exons. The coding region runs from base 1 to 1674 and encodes 557 amino acids. Gene Ontology annotation, molecular function: ATP binding; protein binding; protein kinase activity. NCBI's taxonomy places the organism in Eukaryota, Viridiplantae, Streptophyta, Magnoliopsida, Rosales, Rosaceae.
AUGGAGUAUGGUGUUACCUUCUCUCCUGGUGAUAUGCACCUUCAUGCUUACAGUAAUGCAGACUGGGCAGGAGAUCCAUCUACACGCAGAUCUACAACUGGCUUUGUAGUUUUCAUUGGUUCAAAUCUAGUGUCUUGGCAAUCUAAGAAGCAAGGGUCUGUUUCCCGGAGCUCUACAGAAGCCGAGUAUAGGGCUCUUGCCAAUACAGCUGCCGAUAUUGCUUGGGUUCGACAAGUAUUGGCUGAUUUACAUGAGUAUCUUCCUGAGCCUCCAUUAUUGUUCUGUGACAACCUUUCUGCCUUAGCUCUCAGUUCAAAUCCUGUGCAACAUUCUCGGAUAAAACAUUUGGAUAUAGACUUUCAUUUUAUUAGAGAACGAGUUCAAAGCAGGGAUAUCAUGGUGCAGUACAUUCCUACUGAAGAGAAAAUUGCAGACGUCUUUACCAAGGGUUUACAUGGCCCUGUUAUACCCUCAGAAUUCGGAUCAUUGCUUGAUCUUGAAUAUAUUGACUUGUCAACAAACAAAUUGAAUGAAUCAAUUCCAAGCAUUGUAGGAGAUUUGUUCAGAUUACACUACUUGAAUUUGAGUAACAAGAAGUUGGUUCAAGCAAUUCCAUUGGAGUUGCAGAAGUUAGUUCAAUUGACUGACCUCGAUUUAAGUCAUAACUCACUCGAAGGUUUCAUACCAAAAAAUUUCCAAGACAUGCGCGGCUUGUUGUACGUUGACAUAUCCUACAAUCAAUUGGAAGGUCCCCUUCCCAAUAACAGUGCAUUGCGAGAAGCUCCGCCAGAAGCAUUAAAAGGGAAUAAAGGAUUGUGGGGCAAAGUUGGAGCUCUGCUGCCACCCUGCAAUGAACAUGGCUCAAAAAAGCACCGAAAACGGGAAUGCUUAAAUGAAAUAAGGGCAGUGUCUGAGAUAAGACACCGAAACAUUAUGAAGCUUUAUGGUUUCUAUUCACAUCGACUACACUCAUUCUUGGUGUAUAAGUAUCUUGAAAGGGGAAGCUUGGCCUCAUUGUUGGGCAAAGAUGAUGAAGCUAAAGAGUUGGGGUGGAGCAAAAUGGUGAAUAUUGUGAAAGGUGUAGCUCAUGCCUUGUCGUGCAUGCACCACGAUUGCUUGCCGCCAAUUGUGCAUCGUGACAUAUCAAGCAACAACAUUUUGCUAGAUUCUGAAUAUGAGGCCUGUGUUUCUGACUUUGGCAUUGCCAAGUUUUUAAACCUGGACUCAGCCAAUUGUACUGCCGUUACAGGCACAUAUGGCUAUGUGGCGCCAGAGCUUGCAUAUACAAUGGAAGUGACCGAGAAGUGCGAUGUUCAUAGCUUUGGAGUUGUCACACUGGAAAUAAUUAUGGGAAGACAUCCAGGAGAUGUUUUCUCUUCUAUAUCAUCCGAGGCGUCAUCGUCAUCGUCAUCGUCAUUUGCAUCACCUGCCCCAGAAAUGCCAAUUUCGGAUGUUUUGGACCAACGCAUCUCCCCAUCCACAAAACAAGAAGCGGAGGAGGUGGUGUCUCUUGUGAAGAUAGCAUUUGCAUCCUUAAACCCCAGUCCGCAGUGUCAUCCAAUGAUGAAGAAAUUUUCUCAGCUCCUCUCAUCAACUCAGAGGCUGCAUUUGUCAAAGCCAUUGCAUAUGAAAACAUUUGGUGAAUUGCUUGCUCUUGAUGGUUUCACUACCUGA